This is a messenger RNA of Ruditapes philippinarum (Manila clam), 792 nucleotides long. RefSeq lists its product as uncharacterized. The record is from RefSeq and is a predicted model, not a curated record. The transcript has 2 exons. Lineage: Eukaryota; Metazoa; Mollusca; Bivalvia; Venerida; Veneridae. Bases 5 to 349 code for a protein of 114 amino acids.
UAUAAUGCGCCGGUUCUAUAUACCAGACGAUUCGUCUCGAUCAAACAUUUACAAAAGCCUUGCAGAGAUAAUACAGAUGUCAAAACCUUUACCCACAGGUGUCGCUUUACGAAUCACAUACCAGAUUGCACAGACUCUCCAUGUUCUUCACAGCAGCUCCCUGAUGAUGGGAAAGAUUGAGGAAAAUUCCAUAUUUAUUCAGCUUACUGACAACAAGGUAAUCGGGAAUGUUCAACUACAUCAGGAACCUAUUCUUUGUAGACAAGAUAUAGAUACAUGUAUUGACAUGUAUAAGUUCGGAGCACUUCUUCGCAGACUUAUGCGUAUUUGCAAAACCUACGAAUCAUAAUACUCAUAAACGAGGGUAAAAGAGAUCACAAAGAAAUUCUGUAUGCCUUUGGAUCCGAUUAUCAUACAGAAAAUAUUUCUCCAUAUUUUGAUGUUUGAUUCUCUUCUUAUUGUUUGUGCGCAAUAGAAUAGAAUAGAAAAAUCAUAAACAAUUGUUUGUGCAACUAUUAGAUCGUUCUUGCACUGACUAAUUACUUCUGACAAGCGGUUACUGGCUUCGACAAGAAGUGGCUUUUUAUUGAACAUGUAUGUCCCAUCUUAUUACAUAUAUCAGCCGUGUCACGACAAAACCAACAUAAAGUACAGAGUAACAAUGAUCGGCAUACUUAGACUCACCUUGUCACGACAAAACCAACAUAAAGUAAAGAGUAACAAUAAUCGGCAUACUUAGACUCACCAGUGUUUAAGGUUUUAACAUGUAAUUCAAAGAAACAAAAAGAAAAA